Molecule: messenger RNA, 1443 nt
Organism: Arabis nemorensis
Lineage: Eukaryota; Viridiplantae; Streptophyta; Magnoliopsida; Brassicales; Brassicaceae
Source: the annotation of a GenBank genome assembly
AUGAACUUGGCACUUGUUUUAGGCACAAAUGUAGCUCGUAAAGCUUAUCGCUUUCUCUUCACCUCCAGAAAAUUCUGCAAUGGGAGCUUCGGUGAUGAUGAUAACGAUAAUGGGUUCCUUGAUUUAGAUUCGAAUUGUGGAUUUGACGAGGAAACAAGUGUCGAUGAGCAUGAAAGCUUCAAUCGAGAAGAAAUCUCUGUUCGUAGUAGGUUUUUGGAAAGUGCCAAGCUUGGUGCGUCUCGUAUUCUCGAGAGAUUAAAGGAAGAUGAAUCUGGAUUCAGUACAAACUCAGCUUUAGAUGAGUUGAAUGUUAGAGUCUCAGGGCUUCUCGUUAGGGAGGUUCUUGGAGGGAUCUUAAGGAACUUGUCUUAUGAUGAUAAUAAGACCAGAUGUGCGAAACUAGCUUACAGAUUCUUCAUUUGGUCUGGAGAACAAGGAUGUUUCAGUCACACAGUGAAUUCUUAUCAUUUGCUUAUGAAGAUAUUUGCAGAGUGUGGAGAGUAUAAGGCAAUGUGGAGAUUAGUUGAUGAGAUGGUUCAAGUCGGAUACCCGACAACUGCGAGGACGUUUAAUUUGUUGAUUUGUAGUUGCGGUGAAGCAGGUUUGGCGAAACAAGCUGUUGUGCAGUUCAUAAAGUCGAAGACUUUCAAUUACCGGCCUUUCAAACACUCUUAUAACGCGAUUUUGAAUUCUUUGCUAGGUGUAAAGCAGUAUAAAUUGAUUGAGUGGGUUUACGAGCAGAUGUUAGAAGACGGGUUUUCGCCUGAUGUUCUAACUUAUAACAUCCUCAUGUGGACAAACUAUAGGUUGGGGAAAAUGGAUCGGUUCGACAGGCUGUUUGAUGAGAUGGCUCGAGAUGGUUUGCCUCCGGAUUUCUAUACAUACAACAUUAUGCUGCACAUUUUGGGGAAAGGAAAUAAACCGCUUGCUGCUCUUACCACAUUGAGCCAUAUGAAGGAAGUGGGGAUCAACCCGAGCGUCAUCCAUUUCACUACUUUGAUAGACGGUCUGAGCCGUGCAGGGAAUCUAGAAGCGUGCAAGUACUUUCUAGAUGAAAUGGUGAAAGUUGGGUGCACGCCGGAUGUUGUCUGUUACACCGUGAUGAUUACAGGUUAUGUUGUAUCCGGGGAGCUCGAUAAAGCGAAGGAGAUGUUCAAAGAAAUGACGCUAAAAGGGCAGUUACCGAAUGUUUUCACAUACAACUCGAUGAUUCGCGGGUUGUGUAUGGCGGGAGAGUUCAAAGAGGCAUGUUGGUUGCUAAAGGAAAUGGAAUCUAGAGGGUGUAACCCGAAUUUCGUAGUGUAUAGUACAUUGGUGAGCUAUUUAAGAAAGGCAGGGAAGCUUUCAGAGGCUCGCAAGGUAAUAAGAGAUAUGGUGAAGAAAGGACAUUAUGUUCAUUUAGUUCCUAAGAUGAUGAAAUAUAGGAGAUGUUCAGGGUUUUAA